AUGUCUUCUACAGCAACUGCAUUACAAUCCUUUCGGGUUUCCUGUCCUAGAAACACUCUGCUCAUGUCUGCUGUUUUAUUCUGGAUAUUUUGUGUCGACCGUGCCCUUGCAACCUCCGACGGUCACCAGUUGAACCUCCAACAUGACAAGCCAAAGGCUCCAACUAAACAGAACCAAGGCAUUAUUAUUCCACUCAUGACCUUCUUGUCCAUUGGAUUGGUAUGCUUGCUGGUCUUUUGCAUUGUCCGUACUUGCUUCUUGGACAUUUAUUCUCCCCGACGAGUAUUGACCAGAGGACGGCCUCCCAAGCUCAAAAAGGGACUCUUUUCAUGGAUUCCAGUUGUAUUCUCAACCAAUGAGACAGUCCUGAUCAAUACUGUGGGACUCGAUGGUGUCAUGGCAAGCGUUGGUAUUCUGGCACCAACAAACUACUAUGCACACCCACCACGACUUGGAAAUGCCACAGGAUAUAAGCUGGAGGAUUUGAUUCUUCCAGCACUUUCUGUUGAUAAUGUACCCAACCAAUCCUUUUAUCUGCGUGUUCAUUUGAUCUUUACUUGGGUGUUUUCAUUGCUUACACUUGGCUACCUUGUUGCAUUUUAUCGUGGAUAUGUUCUUUUGAAACUCCAGUACGAUGAAUAUGCAUUACGGCAAACCAAGAUGAGUAAGAUUGAAAUGAGAUCGGUAAUGGUGUUUGGAAUACCUAGCGAAUUGCGUAAUGAGGUCGAUUUGGCAUCCUAUUUUGAAAACCUUGGAGUGGGAAAUGUAGAAAACGUUGUUUUGUGUAGAAACUGGUCACAUUUGCGAAACAAUAUUCAAAAGCGUGCAUACUAUCUCAACAAACUUGAAACUGUGUUUUCCCAACUAUCCAAACGAAGUGUUGCACUCGAACAACCUUCAGUUUUUAAAUCGAUCAUCCAAAAUGCCCUUUCGUGCUGCAUUCCACACUCUCCCACACCACGUAGGCAGUUUCAGCGACGAGACAUGUUUCGUGGAAAUAGUGCAGUUCGCGUUGCUGCACAACUGUCAUCCGAACAGUCUCCUUUACUCACUCGACGCGCCUUUGGCUCAAACGAUGCCAUUGAUCCAAGUGUAUUCGAAGUACUAUCACGUAUUGAUGCCAUGAAUCCAAAAUGGCGUCCUCAGCACCGUACUGGGUUUUUGGGAUUAUUUGGACCGCUUGUAGACUCUGCCGAGUACUAUGCUGCCGAAUUCAAUAAAUGUGAUCGACAAGUAGCUCGAUACAGACGCAUCCCAGAACGGUCUGCACCAACUGCUGUUGCCAUUGUCACGUUUGAAUCUCCACUCAGCGCUACUUUGGUUUCGCAGUGUCUUGUACAGCGGCGUGCAUUUGCAUGCAUGACUAAAAUGGCACCAGAACCUCGCGAUAUCUACUGGCCUAAUCUGUCCUCUAAAACGGCAAGCAGUCACACCAAACUGGUUAGAGGCCUACUGGUCGUUGGAAGUUUGUUUUUGUUGGUAUUUUCAUCCACAUUUGUCGUAUCCAGUAUUGCUGGGUUGAUAGAUCUAGAGCAGCUGGCGGUAUAUAUUCCUGUCCUUGGAGCAGUGCUUAAGGAUCUACCUGAUACUUGGAUCCAGUUUAUUCAAGGUGUUAUUCCUGCCAUGCUCCUCACUCUUUGGACAUCGCUCCUACCUACUCUUCUUCUUUUUCUAAGCCAAGCACAAGGUUUAGAGGCGGCGAGCUGGAUUGAAAUGUCUUUGUUGACCAAAUAUUUUUUUUAUCAGCUGUGGAACAUUCUUUUUGUUACAGUGUUUGCGAGAACGCUGGUGUACGAGAUUAUUCCAAAUCCACAAAAAGUGAUUGAAUUGCUUGGACAAAUGGUGCCCAAGGCAUCAACUACUCUGAUAAACUAUGUGAUGCUGCAAGGUGCAGCAGUUUAUCCUGCGCAGCUUUUGCUAGCCGCACCACUGAUUUUGACAUGGGUAUCUCGGUUUUCGCCUUGGUCGCGAGAUACUCCGCGACAAGUUUCCAAUGCCUACUAUCCAUCAAUUCUUACUUGCAUUAAUUAUGGAAUUGUAUAUCCUGGGCCCAUCAUGAUAUUUGUUAUUGGGAUUGUUUAUGCACCCAUUUCACCGCUUAUACUCCCAUUCUGCUCGCUAUUUUUUGCUAUGGGGUAUUUCAUCUACAAGUAUAUGUUGAUGUAUGUGCACUUGCCACGGUAUGAGUCUAAAGGGGUUGCUGCUCGAUUGGCUGUCAAUCGCUGUUUAGUUGGACUAGUCAUUAUGCAGUUUACAAUGAUGGGACUUCUUGGAAUUAAAGCAUCCGGAGAUGGGAAUAUUGGAAAACAUUAUUUUAACACGAUCGGCUCGGUUCAUUCUGCUGCCGACGGACCUACUCCAUGGUCAGCUUAUGCACAAAUGGUAAUAGGUGUCCUUCCCCUGCCUUUUAUCACCAUUUUUGUGUACGGAUGGUUGAAUAAUGGAUACGCCCAGCAGAUUCUUCAUAUUCCAUUGGAGAUUCUUGGAAAAAUAGCAAACGAAUUGAUGCGUGAAGUUUCAUUGCAAACCCCUGAUACUGCUGUAAACAGCCACACGGAUACCCAUACUGAUCUCAAUGGAAACCUUUACGGUAAUUUGAAUCAAAACAGUAACAGUAUUAGAGUAUCAACCAUGCCACAUGGGAUGAGCAGUAUGGCGAGUAGCCGAGGGCAUUUUGGACGCGAAUUAAGUGACAUUUCUCCACGUCGCCCGCAUACGCUACAAACUCAACCCCAUGAAAAUAAUGCAAGGCCGUUUGUUGGUAACAGUGUAGACCGACCUUUUUCCAGUAUCUCCCAACAAGGACCAGUUGUGUCUGUACAGAAUGCAUCAUCUGACCAACCCUCUACAGCAGCCGAUGUGAAUUCAUCUACUGACAGUUUGACCGAUUUCCAUACAUCUCCUGAACGAUCGACCUUUACUUCAAUGGGUAAUACAUUGAAUAGAAAAAUAUCCACCAUGUCUAUGCAAACGGGACGAUUUAGCUUGUUUGAAGAAAGUCCCAAUGAGCCCUCUCCAUUCAACUCUGCAGCAGUCAAUGCACCCGAAUCUGGUGUUGCAGUGCCUCAUGAUAUAGAGUCGCAUCAUUUUCUAGAUCUGGAUCAAGAAGAGUGCAUAUCAUUGGGUAUUCAUCUUGAGCCCCCAAUGACUCGUGUACCCGGUAUUUUGGAUGCGCCGGUUGAAGCAGCGAGUUCGAUUUUACGAUAUGGUGACGAGAUUGAUUUAGUGAAUCGAGAGCGACGUGGGAAUGGACCCGACAACGAUCCCAUGCUGGAUGAUUUGAAUAUUCAUACGUACAUCCAUCCAGCACUUGUGGGAAAGCUACCCAUUGCGUGGCUUCCUGGUCGACAGCAACCAUCUAGACUAUCAGAGCUUCGUGAUGAACAGACACGGAACCAACGUGAAGUAUGGCGACGACUGGUAUUUAAGCAGCGUGUAGGAGUGCGUGCAGCUGGCAGUGGAUCAUUACAGCGAGAAAGCAGUGAUGAUGACAUGUUUGAUGGACGUGAUAUUAGGGGUAUGACCACCAACGACGCCCUGCUUCAGUCUCGAUAUGGUGAUGAUGAAGCCAAUGGACCUGCUUUGGGACGUAUUCGCAGUUUUAUAGAUGGAUUUACUAGUUGGAUGCAUUUGACCAUGUCAUAAUGCCAGAUUCAUUGCAUGUUUUUCUACCUGUUUUAUAUUUGAAUAAAAUAAUGCUUCAAGUGUA
Messenger RNA from Batrachochytrium dendrobatidis JAM81, 3709 nucleotides. RefSeq lists its product as uncharacterized. The record is from RefSeq and is a predicted model, not a curated record. Gene Ontology annotation, molecular function: calcium-activated cation channel activity. NCBI's taxonomy places the organism in Eukaryota, Fungi, Chytridiomycota, Chytridiomycetes, Rhizophydiales. Gene Ontology annotation, cellular component: plasma membrane. Bases 1 to 3645 code for a protein of 1214 amino acids. The transcript has 7 exons.